This is a messenger RNA of Colletotrichum godetiae, 3144 nucleotides long. Its product is annotated as oxoglutarate dehydrogenase. NCBI's taxonomy places the organism in Eukaryota, Fungi, Ascomycota, Sordariomycetes, Glomerellales, Glomerellaceae. Gene Ontology annotation, cellular component: mitochondrion; oxoglutarate dehydrogenase complex. Gene Ontology annotation, molecular function: thiamine pyrophosphate binding; oxoglutarate dehydrogenase (succinyl-transferring) activity. The record is from RefSeq and is a predicted model, not a curated record. Gene Ontology annotation, biological process: tricarboxylic acid cycle. The coding region runs from base 1 to 3144 and encodes 1047 amino acids. The transcript is spliced from 3 exons.
AUGCUUCGGUCAACUUGCUCUGUCUGCAAGGGUUAUACACAGCGGAGUCUCUCCCACACGAGGGCCAAAUCCUUCGCUUUUCCAAACUUCCGCGGCAUCUCGCACCACGUCAAUGGAGACGAAAGGUCAAGUAAUCGUCGAGCGUUCACCUCCACCAGAUCAUGUAGACUUACGCCCUCAAAUGGGAGACCCUACCGUACCACAGCAGAAUCUGAGGACCCAGGGGUUCUGCCGAGUCCCAUAGACUCCUUUCUUCAGGGCGGAGCAGCAAACUACGUCGACAACAUGUAUCUCGCUUGGAAGAUGGACCCUCAAAACGUUCAUGUAUCAUGGCAUACGUAUUUCCGUAACAUGGAAGAUCCCUCUGUACAUUCGACGCAAGCCUUUCAGCCACCACCCGGCCUGCUCUCACCCCGGCACACACCAGACAUCAAAUCGUUUCCCAGUGCCGGCGUGAGUGAAGUCAUUGACUAUCUCAAGACUCAUAAUAUUGUUCGAGCGUUCCAGCAUUAUGGCCAUUCAGCCGCAAAUAUCAACCCUCUCGGACAAGUCAGCAACAUGACGAUCAAGCCGCACGAUAGUGUCCCAAGCACAACAAACUUGAGCACGUACGGCUUCACCGCCGCAGACCUGAAUCGUGAAAUUGUUCUAGGUCCAGAAAUACUUCCCCAUCUCUCACAAAGCCACCAGGCGAUGAAACUUCGCGACAUCAUCGCCACUUGCGAGGAGGUCUACUGCGGUUCCAUCGGCGUCGAAUACCACCACAUCUCUGACCCUACCAAACGCCAAUGGAUCCGCGAGCGCAUCGAGUCUUACCAUACCUUCCUCCCCUCAACCGAAGAAAAGAGGCAGAUCCUCGACAACUUGAUCUGGGCAACAAUCCUCGAACGCUUCCUCGCCGCAAAAUUCCCCAACGAAAAGCGUUUCGGCCUCGAUGGCGCAGAAGGCCUGGCGCCUGGGCUAGCCGCACUCAUUGAUCGUUGCGCAGAGGCUCACGGCGCCCAAGACGUCAUUAUCGGAAGUUGUCACCGCGGGAGGAUGAACCUCAUGAGCACAGUCUACGGCAAGGACUACGAGACGCUGUUCCGCCUGUUUGCGGGCACGGAGGAGUUUGAUUCGGCGAAUGGGCAGACUGGGGAUGUCAAGUAUCACUUUGGCAUGGAGGUUAAGAGGGCAACUGCUGGUGGGAGGACGAUUGGUAUCUCCAUGUUGCCGAAUCCUUCACACUUGGAGGCUGUUGAUUCUGUUGCGCAGGGCAAAGCCAAGGCAGUGCAAUAUUUGAAGAACGAUGUUGAUCAGUCCAAGGUGGUUUGCUUGGCUCUGCAUGGAGACGCCGCCUUUUCUGGCCAGGGGCCUGUGUAUGAGACGCUCAACCUCUCGGCUCUAAAGGGAUACGAAGUCGGUGGUACCAUUCGGUUCAUUGUGAAUAAUCAGAUUGGCUUCACGACUGAUUCUCUAGACUCCAGGUCCACGCCGUACUGCACUGACUUGGCGAAGUAUAUCGAGGCGCCGAUAUUCCACAUCAAUGGCGAUGAUCCGGAAGCCGUUGUGUUCGUCAGUAAACUGGCUGCAGAUUGGAGGGCCGAGUUCCGUUCGGACAUCGUCAUCGAUGUCAACUGCUACCGGCGAUUCGGACAUAACGAAAUUGAUCAGGCCAGUUUCACUCAGCCUGAGAUGUACAAGAAGAUCACCGAGCAGAAGCCGCUGAUGGAUCUUUAUAUCGACAAGCUUAUCAAUGAGGGCGAGAUGUCUGCCGAGGUGGCGGAGCAGCAGAAGACUUGGGUCUGGGAGCAACUAGAAGGGAAACUUGCGAGAAGUAAGCAGCCAGCCGAUCGAUACCCAGACGCUACUUCGGACCUGUCUCCAUCCGCUGGUUGUCAAACGUCAACGAACGCCAUUGACGAGGCCAUGCUCUCGACCAUCGCCACCGUAAUCACGAGCGUCCCAGAAGACUUCAACUGCCACCGCAACCUCCAGCGCAUACUGGCCGCGAAGAAACAAGCCUUUGACGACGGCACAGUCGACUGGUCCACAGCCGAAGCCCUCGCCUUCGGAACCCUCAUCGCAGACGGCAAGUCCGUCCGCAUCAGCGGCCAGGACGUCGAGCGAGGCACAUUUUCCCAGCGUCACUCUGUCCUACACGACCAGCUCACCCAUGCCAAGUACACGCCGCUGAAUAACUUAGGUACUUCCGGCGCAGGGACAUACAGCGGGACAUACAGUGCAAUCAACUCGCCGCUGAGCGAGUUUGGCGUCCUGGGGUUCGAUUAUGGGUACUCCCUGGCUGCGCGGGACUCGUUGGUCGUGUGGGAGGCGCAGUUUGGCGAUUUUGCGAACAACGCGCAGGUUGUUAUUGAUCAGUUUAUUGCUUCGGGUGAGGCCAAGUGGAUGCUUAGGUCUGGGCUUGUCAUGUCUUUACCACAUGGGUACGAUGGUCAGGGACCGGAGCAUUCGUCUGCUAGGUUGGGUAGGUUUUUGGAGUUGUGUAGCGAGGAUGGGCGGAGUUGGCCUGAGGAUAUGGAGAGGGCGAGGAGGGGGGGCAAUGUGAGGAUUGUGUGUAUGACGACCCCGGCGAACUUGUUCCAUGCGUUGAGGAGGCAGGUUUACUCAUCCGAGAAGAAACCUCUUGUCAUAUUCUUUUCAAAAUCCCUUCUCCGUCACCCUAUUGCUAGAUCUCCCAUCAUAGACCUGACAGGAACGUCGUCCUUUCAACCCGUAAUUGAGGACCCGGAGCACGGAAACAGGCUACUCCCCCGCGGAGAGAUCAAGCGCGUGAUCCUGUGCAGCGGUCAAGUUUACGCGGCACUGCACAAGUAUCGCAACGCAAGGGGCAUCAAGGACGUUGCUAUCACGCGCAUUGAAGAACUCCACCCCUUUCCCUGGGCCGAGACAAAGGAGAACCUUGAGUCCUAUUCUGAUGUAGAGAACAUCGUGUGGUGUCAAGAAGAGCCGUAUAAUGGGGGCGCUUGGCAGUACAUGCGCGAUAGGCUUGAGACUGUUGUUGGAAGCUCGAACGUCCUUGAGGGCAAGAAGAUUAUUUAUGCUGGGCGGGGAACGGGGGCUGCCGCUGCUACCGGCUCGAAGAAGGUCCAUCAAGAUGAGGAGACGAGGUUGGUUGAAAAUGCUUUCGGUAUUCGGAUCUAG